Messenger RNA from Python bivittatus (Burmese python), 3168 nucleotides. Its product is annotated as protein-arginine deiminase type-3. Lineage: Eukaryota; Metazoa; Chordata; Lepidosauria; Squamata; Pythonidae. Gene Ontology annotation, cellular component: cytoplasm; nucleus. Gene Ontology annotation, molecular function: calcium ion binding; protein-arginine deiminase activity. The record is from RefSeq and is a predicted model, not a curated record.
CUUUGGCUGUCCCACCCGAGCACAUGGGCUGCCAGCUUCCAACUCAGCUGCACCAAUCCAGAAGGCGGGAUUAGUGUGUGCAUCAGCCUAUCAGCUGGCAAGGUGGAAAAGCUGACCUGGUACCCACCCAACCUUUCCCUUUUUAACCCUCCAGAAUCCAGCCCAGGGAAGCAUUUUCCAGAGCCAGCAAACCACCGGCAGGACCAAAGAAAAGUUCCCCAACAUGCCUAAUCAGAGAUGGGUCCGGCUUUCAACAGAGAAGGCUACCAGCACCCUCCACAUUCUGGGCACCGAACUCUGCCUUGACAUCUGCGGGGCAGCCCCAAGUGCUGCAACCACCUUCGACAUCUGGGCAACACUUGGCCUUAACUUCAGCGUUGAUCGCAACACAGAAGAAUCGAAUCUAUCCUUCUAUGCCCCAAGAUGGGAACUGGACAAGACAGUCAAGGUCACUGUCACCAUGGAUGCUCCAAGCAUCGAAGCUGACGAAGAAAAGAUCAGAAUUUCAUACUACAAGGAAAACAGCAAGAUCCCAGUCGCCAAAGCGAUUCUGCAUAUUACCUGCGUAGAAAUCUCCUUGGAUGCUGAUAUAAACCGUUCGGGGAUGGUGACGAGGCGAGGGAAGCAAAAGAGCCAGUGGACGUGGGGGCCAGACGGAAGAGGGGCCGUCCUCUUGGUGAACUGCGACAGAGACACCCCCGGAGCCGAAAAAGAAGACAACAAGGACACCGAGCUGAAAUCCGACCUGGACCGCAAGGACAUGUCUUGUAUGAUCCUGACAGCCCAUGGACCUAAUGAAGUUUUUCAAAACCACCAGCUGAUUCUGCACAUCUCGGAGGUUGAAGAUGACAAAGUGGGGGUCUUCUACUCUCAGGGGGAAAUGGAGAAGAAGCAUUACAAACACGUUCUAGGAUCUGGAAAGCUCUCCUACAAGGUGGAACGAGACCUUGAUCAAGUGGAGAGUGUUUUCUAUGUGGAAGGGCUGAAAUUUCCAGACAUCGACUUCUCAGGACUUCUUGCUUUCCACGCUUCACUCCUGGAGUCCACCAAUAAGGAGAUCCCGCAAGCUCCCAUUUUCACUGACACCUUGGUCUUCCGGGUUGCUCCAUGGGUUAUGACCCCAAACACCUUGCAGCCAAUUUCUGUUUACGUCUGCAGUGUCGAUGGGAAUGACGAUUUUGUGGCAGAGGUGAGGAAGCUUGCUUCAAAAGCCAGAUGCAAAUUUAUCAUCUGCCCACCGGAGGAAAAUCGCAUGGACCGAUGGAUCCAGGAUGAGAUGGAGUUUGGUUACACACAGGCUCCUCACAAAACAUUUCCAGUUGUCUUUGACUCCCCAAGGAACAGAGGGCUGAAGGAUUUCCCAUUUAAGAAAGUUUUGGGUCCAGAUUUUGGGUAUGUACAACGGGACCUACCACCCGAAAUCUCUCCUUCCAGCCUGGACUCAUUUGGGAACCUUGAAGUUAGCCCUCCGGUGAAAGUCAGGGGGAAAGAAUACCCCCUCGGGCGUAUACUAAUAGGGACUUAUUUUCCUGGAAACUUUAAUAGAAAUAUGUCCAAGAUUGUCCAGGACUUCCUGCAUGCCCAAGUAGUACAAUCUCCCAUUGAACUACACUCGGACUGGCUCCUUGUGGGACACGUAGAUGAAUUCUUGAGCUUCGUACCUGCCCCAGACCAAAAGGGUUUCCGCCUGCUGCUGGCCAGCCCCAGCGCCUGCUUCAAGCUGCUGAAAGAGAAGGAAGAGCAAGGCCACGGAGCGGCCAAAAUGUUUGAAGGAAUUGAAUUCCCGGAAGGCAAGGCCCAUUCAAUAACAGAAAUUAUUGCGGACAGAUCCUUGAGGAACUGGAAUGAGUAUUGCCAAAAGUGUAUUGAUUGGAACAGAAACAUCCUCAAAAGGGAGCUGGACCUAACCGAGAAAGAUAUUAUUGAUAUUCCUCAGCUUUUUUCUCCUGAUUCCCAAAAGUCUUCAGCUGUCGCUUAUUUCCCAGACAUGGUAAACAUGGUUGUUCUGGGAAAAUACCUGGGCAUCCCAAAGCCCUUUGGACCUAUCAUCGAUGGCCAAUGCUGCUUGGAGAAGGAGGUCCGCCAUCUUCUGGAGCCCUUGGGAUUGUCCUGCAUUUUCAUUGAUGACUACAGUACAUACCACCUUCUCCGAGGGGAUGUUCACUGUGGCACAAACGUCCGUCGGAAGCCCUUUUCCUUCAAGUGGUGGAACAUGAGUCCUUGAGGGCCUCAUAACGGCUUCUAUUUUCCCAUCCAAGGAAGAUGAUGAUCUAUACCUCGCAUGUCUUUUCCCACACUUCCACAGAUCAUCCAGUAAUUUUCCAAGGGAUCCUGGUGGUUCCUCUUUAGGUGCUUGCAAACCUCUCUUGUUAAUCAAACCAUCUUCAGUAUCUAAGUAGGCUUUUCUCAGCUUGGUUCCCUCUAAAUGUAUUAGGACUGCCAGAAUGUUGUUAGUUUCAACCUCCCCCCCCAAAAAGAGGGCAGUCAAGUUGAGGCAGGCUGGUCUAAUCCUUCUCCUUAUUCAUACACACCAAUUCUAAAAGUAGUUAUAGAGGUCCAGCAAGACAUUUCAUACCUUAAGUAGGUAUGAAUGGUUCUUCAAAGAAUGCUCUUUCCCUUACAUCACUAAUCCUCAUCUAUUGGCAGUCCAGGUUCAAUCACCACAACCUAGACAAGCCAAGUAGGCUUGUCACAGAGAAAGAAGGCAAUCACCAAAACAUAUUCCCAAGGUAGUCAUCCAACAGAUCUAGAACAUUUUCCAAAAACCAGUUGAUCCAAGGUCUUGGGAACCUGGGAUGAUGGAGAUGAAGAAAGCAGUUUAAUGGGGUAUCCUUUUUAUUUGACAUACAGAAGAUUCUUAGAGGCUGGUCCCAGAUGCAUUGUAAAGACUGGCAGUCCUUCCAAGAUGCAGGUUUACAGAUCAAAAUAGCAAUACUGGGGAGGAGUGAUUAAUCCACACUUUUCUUCUUGUGUCAAUUUCUCUCUCUUUCCCAUUUCAACCACUGGAUUUGCAAAGAGGCUUUAUGAUGGUACAAUGGUUGAAAAAUCAACAUUUCUUUUGCCAAUUUAUUUUUAAAUGGAAUGUGUAGUGUUGAAUUCUUUAUAAAGAAAGCUUUCAGAUAUUUUUCCUACUGAUCUACAAACUGUUUGAAUAAAUUGUGAAGAACA